Messenger RNA from Mytilus trossulus (common blue mussel), 2090 nucleotides. RefSeq names its product aspartate aminotransferase, mitochondrial-like. The transcript has 11 exons. Lineage: Eukaryota; Metazoa; Mollusca; Bivalvia; Mytilida; Mytilidae. Gene Ontology annotation, molecular function: pyridoxal phosphate binding; L-aspartate:2-oxoglutarate transaminase activity. Gene Ontology annotation, cellular component: mitochondrion. The record is from RefSeq and is a predicted model, not a curated record. Gene Ontology annotation, biological process: L-aspartate catabolic process; biosynthetic process. Bases 80 to 1366 code for a protein of 428 amino acids.
CCAAAGUGACAUUUAUCAGUUUAGAGUUUCUUCCCUUUACACCACGAAUUCUGACCUUGAAGCCGCAACAUCUCUGAUCAUGGCACUCCGUCAAGCCGUUAAAUCGUCAAAUCUUAUUCGGUUUCUACCACAAUAUGCAUCAGCUACAAAUGUGAAACAAAGUUCAACAUGGGGCAAUGUAGAAAUGGGACCACCAGAUGCUAUCUUAGGUUUAACAGAGGCUUUUAAGAAAGAUACAAAUCCCAAAAAAGUUAGCCUUGGAGCAGGUGCUUACAGAGAUGACCAAGGAAAGCCAUUUAUUUUACAAUGUGUCAAAACAGCAGAGAAACAAAUGAUGGAUGAGAACGUUGAUCAUGAGUAUGCACCAAUCAGUGGUCCUCCAACUUUCUGUAAAGCGUCUGCUGAAUUAGCAUUUGGUGCUGACAGCUCAGUUGUCAAAGAUGGUCUUAAUGUUACAGUUCAAGGCAUUUCUGGAACUGGAUCUCUACGACUUGGCGGUGCCUUUUUUUCAAAAUUCUACGCAAAAAGUAAAGCAUUUUAUACACCAACUCCAACUUGGGGAAACCAUAUUCCAAUCUUCAAACAUGCUGGUAUGGAUGUCCAAUCGUACAGAUAUUACGAUCCCAAAACUUGUGGCUUCGAUUUUAAUGGAGCAUUAGAAGAUAUUUCGAAAAUUCCUGAGGGUGGUGUAGUUGUUCUUCAUGCUUGUGCUCAUAACCCCACAGGUGUAGACCCCAAGCCAGAACAAUGGAAGGAAAUUAGCAGUGUGAUGAAGCAGAAAAAGUUAUAUCCUUUCUUUGACAUGGCUUACCAAGGAUUUGCCAGUGGGGAUAUUAACAAAGACGCCUUUGCAGUCAGACAUUUUCUUGCUGAUGGACAUGAAAUAGCUCUCUGUCAGUCAUAUGCCAAAAAUAUGGGACUCUAUGGGGAGAGAGCUGGCGCUUUCACAAUUGUUUGUUCUUCUAAAGAGGAAGCCGAUAGAGUAAUGUCACAAAUAAAAAUCCUCAUUAGAGCUAUGUAUUCAAGCCCUCCUAUACAUGGAGCAAGGAUCGUGGAUAGAGUACUCAAUUCCCCAGAACUCAAAAAUAUGUGGUUAGGAGAAGUGAAAGGAAUGGCUGAUCGUAUUAUCUCCAUGAGACAGAAAUUGAAAGAUGGCCUGGCCCGUGAAGGAUCAAGUCAUAACUGGCAACAUAUUACUGAUCAAAUAGGAAUGUUCUGUUUUACUGGUUUGAAACCUGAGCAGGUGGACAGAAUGAUUAAUGAAUUCCAUAUUUACUUGACAAAAGAUGGCAGAAUUUCAGUGGCAGGUGUAACAUCAGGGAACGUUGACUAUGUAGCUAAUGCCAUUCAUCAAGUGUCCAAGUGAAAAUAAGACGUAAACAAUUACAGUACAUUGCUCUCCUUGGAAUCCAGAACUCGAAAACAUAUUCUCUUGACAAUUUUUUAGCAAGAAAACUGCUUCUGCUAUGAUGUGUUUUCACUCACAAUAUGCCUAUAGUAUUUUUUAAAACUGUUGAUAAAGCGAAAAUUUAUUUUGUUUGGGGAAAACAAUUAAAUUUUUUGCUUAAAUAUUUUUUGAUAUUAUGAUUAAUGUUAAAAUACUUUCAUUUAAGUGUUCAGUAGAAGUUACCGUAAAAUAAUUAUUUAUAUUAAAUAUAAUUUUCCUUUUUCAGUAUAAACAUGCAUAUUUAUAUGAUUUUAUGCUUAGUUUUGUCCUAUUCCUGUUUUGUUUUUUUUUAAUUCUUUUCAUAAGUAAGUAUAUUUACUAAAACAAUAUAUUGAUACUUUUAUGUUGACAAGAAGUCUCUUCAUAAAGUGACCAAUUUUUUUCUACUUUUUCGGAUAGUACCAUUCACAAGUAUAUAGAAUAUAAACAUCAGAUAAAUAGUUACAGUAUUAUUUUAUAUGUCAGUACUAAGUUUAAAAAAAAAAACAGCCUACGCCAUUGCAUAAUGUCUUGUUAAGUUUGUUAAUGAUCUGUUCAAAAGAUAUUUUUAUUUGGUAGUAACAAAGUAUUGUAUAUAUUUUAUUACUCAGGCACCUGCCAAACCAAAUUUUAAUUUUGAUGUAAUAAAUUGUGAUAUCUUUUA